This is a messenger RNA of Dromiciops gliroides (monito del monte), 531 nucleotides long. RefSeq names its product leptin (gene LEP). The transcript is spliced from 2 exons. Lineage: Eukaryota; Metazoa; Chordata; Mammalia; Microbiotheria; Microbiotheriidae. The record is from RefSeq and is a predicted model, not a curated record. The coding region runs from base 28 to 531 and encodes 167 amino acids. Gene Ontology annotation, cellular component: extracellular region. Gene Ontology annotation, biological process: positive regulation of phosphatidylinositol 3-kinase/protein kinase B signal transduction; tyrosine phosphorylation of STAT protein; lipid metabolic process. Gene Ontology annotation, molecular function: hormone activity; peptide hormone receptor binding.
AGAGGCACACCCACCUUCGAAAGAACAAUGCAUUGUGUGCCCUUGUGGGCGUUCUUGUGGCUUUGCCAUCAUCUCUACUACAGCCAAGCGGUGCCCAUCCGGAAAGUCCAAGAUGACACAAAAACCCUCACCAAGACCAUCAUCACCAGAAUCAAUGACAUCUCACACACGUACUCAAUCUCUGCCAAACAGAGGGUAACUGGCUUGGACUUCAUCCCAGGACUUCAUCCCUUCCAAAGUUUGUCAGACAUGGACCAGACUUUGGCCAUCUACCAGCAGAUCCUCUCCAAUCUGUCUUCCAGAAACAUGGUACAAAUAUCCAAUGACCUUGAGAACCUCAGGGACCUUCUCCAUUUGCUGGGUUCCUUAAAGAGCUGUCCCUUCGAUGAAGCUGAAGGUCUGAGUGCAUUGGGGAAUUUGGAAGGUGUCAUGGAAGCCUCGCUGUACUCCACCGAGGUGGUGACCCUGACCCGACUUCAGAAGUCCUUAUACAGCAUGCUCCAACAGCUGGAUCUCAUCCAUGGUUGCUGA